Parnassius apollo (apollo) is the source of this 711-nucleotide messenger RNA. The record is from the annotation of a GenBank genome assembly. NCBI's taxonomy places the organism in Eukaryota, Metazoa, Arthropoda, Insecta, Lepidoptera, Papilionidae.
AUGUGGAAAUCGAAAGUUGCGAAAGUGCUGAGAAAUUCUGGUAAAGCCUACCAGUCUAUGUUAAAAUCAAAAUUACAAGUGCCAGAGAGAAAAGUCGGCCUCCACUGUGGAGAAAAAUGUCGGCUAAAAUGUAAAGAUAAGAUCAAUGAAAUAUCAAGGCAACAGCUUUUUGAUGCAUUUUGGGGACUCAGCAAUCUUGAAAGGCAGAGAGAAUUUAUAGUGCGACACUCACAAAAAAUAAAACCUAAAUAUCGAUACUCAAGCACACAAGAUUUUAGAGCUCUUAACACUGCGUUUUAUUUUGAGGUUGCUGGAUCCAAAAUUAGAGUUUGCAAACCGUUUUUCAAAUCGACUCUCGGGAUGAGUUAUAAAGCUAUACAAACGGCACUUUCCAAGGUCUCUGAAUCAGGAGUCAUACAAGGAGAUUUGAGAGGAAAACACGGCCAUCAACCAACUAUUGAUCCACAAAUCAAACAGAGCGUUAUUGAUUUUAUAAAUUCUAUUCCAAAGAUUGAGUCUCAAACGAAAAGACAGUAUAUUUCAAGUGAGAAAUCAUUGGCGGAUAUCUACAGAGAUUACAAACAAUUUCGUGAAAAGGAUGGUUUAGCUAUUGCCACGUCUUCCACAUUCAACAGGAUAUUCAACACUGAAUUCAACAUUUCUUUUUUUCGUACCAAAAAAAGAUCAAUGCGAUCUGUGCGAAAGGUAUAA